Carassius gibelio (silver crucian carp) is the source of this 2194-nucleotide messenger RNA. RefSeq names its product mitochondrial glutamate carrier 1-like. Gene Ontology annotation, molecular function: L-glutamate transmembrane transporter activity; L-aspartate transmembrane transporter activity. The record is from RefSeq and is a predicted model, not a curated record. The coding region runs from base 127 to 1122 and encodes 331 amino acids. The transcript is spliced from 9 exons. Gene Ontology annotation, biological process: L-glutamate transmembrane transport; malate-aspartate shuttle; aspartate transmembrane transport. NCBI's taxonomy places the organism in Eukaryota, Metazoa, Chordata, Actinopteri, Cypriniformes, Cyprinidae.
CGGUGAGGGAGUGAACGCCUGAGGCUUCUGGGAGGGGUUAUCAUAUAUAACCCCUCUCUGCUGCUUUGCACAGUGACUGCGCCUCUGUCUACCACAGCCCUCUAAUCAGACCACAAACCUCUCACCAUGGCUCAACAACCAAUCAGCCUCCCUGCAAAACUCAUCAAUGGUGGAGUUGCUGGACUGGUGGGUGUUACCUGUGUGUUUCCUAUAGAUCUGGCCAAGACAAGACUCCAGAACCAAAGAGGAAGCCAACGGGUUUACAAGAACAUGAUGGACUGUCUGAUUAAGACUGUUCGAUCUGAGGGAUACUUUGGAAUGUACAGAGGUGCAGCAGUCAACCUAACACUGGUGACUCCUGAGAAGGCCAUCAAACUGGCCGCCAAUGAUUUCUUCCGUCAGCGGCUCAGUAGGGGAGAACUCAAGCUGAGCGUGUGUCAGGAAAUGUUGGCUGGGUGCGGGGCAGGGAUGUGUCAAGUCAUUGUCACAACCCCGAUGGAAAUGCUCAAGAUCCAGCUUCAGGACGCAGGACGACUUGCAGCCCAGCAGAGAAAGUUACCCGUGCUCCACACUGUGAAACUUGGGACGGCCAGUCCGGUCCUGAACUGUUCGUACAAUGUGGGUCCUGUGUCUUCAAUUAGGAAAGUUUCAGCCAUUCAGAUUGCCCAGGAACUGUUUCGCACAAAGGGCAUCCAGGGACUUUACAAAGGACUCGGAGCAACUCUCAUGAGGGACAUCCCUUUCUCAGUGAUUUACUUUCCACUGUUUGCCCACAUCAACAAGUUGGGAAAGACUUCUGAGGAUGACAAUGUGCCUUUUUACUGGUCAUUUAUUUCGGGGUGUGUGGCUGGAUGUACAGCGGCUGUGGCAGUCAGUCCUUGUGAUGUCGUGAAAACCCGGCUCCAGUCACUCAAUAGAAGUGCAAACGAAGAAACCUACAAUGGUGUGGCAGACUGCAUCAGAAAGAUAAUGCACAAAGAAGGCCCGACUGCUUUUCUGAAGGGUGCCGGCUGCAGGGCGCUGGUCAUUGCUCCACUCUUUGGAAUUGCUCAAGUGGUUUACUUCGUUGGUGUUGGGGAAUUUCUUUUGGGACAAACACCAUUCAACCUUUACUCUGUCUAAGCUAUGAAACCACCUGCAUUAAAUUUUAAAGACCAACGCAGCUAUGAUGCGACUGUUUAUCUGAGAACAAACCAACUUGCUCCCAUGACAAUUUGUAAUGAUUUGUAGGAGAAGGCAAAAUCAUUCAAAUCUGGGUCAUACAUAAACAUAUAACCCAAAUCUACCAUUACUGUAAUCUGGAAAACAGCUAAAAAGUUUAAAUGUUUCUAUAUGAACCAAAUUAUAGGACAUCAUACACUAACAAACAAAACUCAACAAAAGUUGUCACUGGAGUGGUACUCUUUAAAAAUUAAUAUUUACCACUAAUUUUUAUAAGGUACUCCUAUGCACUCUUUAGGGGUAAGUAAGGUACCAAGGUGUAUACCACCCCAAUACCUUUUUUUUCUUCUUUUUUUUCUGUGAAGCAUAAUUUCAUCAUCUCACACACACUAUUAUGUGUUCUAUAAUUGUUAAAGUGUGUUGAAAAAAAUGGUUGUUGGAGAAGACUGUUAAUGGCUUGGAGUUUAAGUUCAUGUCUUUACAUGAUAUCUAUAGCAUAUUCAACCGGCUUAUUCAGGAAGCUACAUCAUUGCACAUGGUUGUUUCUCUUUCUUUUUGAAAUGUUUGGUCAGAACAGUCAGAUUUAUCCUCAGUGAGGGUUGAUUUGAAAGCAUACAGCCAUGACUCAAGCUCUCAAAGGGCCAGAAAAUCAUGCAAUAUCAUUUUUUAUACAUGUCCUCCAUUAACAAUUUUUGUCCUACCGUUUUUGUGAGGUUUUGUAUAUGCACAAUAUUAAUGGAGGCACUGCUGAAUAAUGUGGACAUUAGCAUGGAGGCAUACCUAUGAGGAGAUUGUUAUACAAUAUACAGUACACGGCUCUGAAGAGACACACAGAGACAGGAUGUUUGAUUCCUGAUGAAGUGAGGCUUUCUGUUCCACCUAACCUUGUUAAAUUGUCAUACUUAUGAAUGUGUAAACAUCUUGAACCAUUCCUGGGUAUUUGAGUGUGCUAAACGGAAGAAAUAUUGAACAAAACUAUUUGAACAAUGGUUUGACACAAGGACCAUAAAUAAAAAUGUUUUGUUCUUAUUUA